CGACGCCACGGAGAUGGCACGAGGCACAAUCUUGCACCCCAACUCCCGCAAGAAAUCAUAAUGGGAAAUAUAUUCUGCCCACCAUCGAAGGAGAAGAAAGGAGAAGGAAGAAUGGAGGCCGAUGAGGGCUUGGUGGUCGCGAGGAUAAAAGAAGGAAGAAUGGCGGCCGAGGAGGGCUUGGUGAUCGCAUGCCACAGCAAGGCGGAGUUUGACGCCCAGAUGACUAAGGCCAAGGAUGCCGGCAAGCUGGUGAUCAUUGACUUCGCUGCUUCCUGGUGCGGUCCUUGCCACUCCAUCGCCCCGGUGUUUGUUGAAUAUGCCAAGAAGUUCCCCAGUGCUGUCUUCCUGAAGGUUGACGUUGACGAGCUGAAGGAGGUUGCCGUAUUCUAUGCUAUUGAGGCGAUGCCGACCUUCCUCUUCAUCAAGAAUGGCGAGAAGGUUGACACCAUCGUCGGUGCCAGGAAGGAGGAGCUCCAGGCCACUAUCACGAAGCACCUUGGCGCCGCGUCCGCCUAAUCAGACAGCAACAGUAGACAUCAAUAAGAGCCCACGCCUGGUUAGGCUGUCGCUGAACUUCGCGUGGAUUCAGCUUAGAGUUUCGUCGGCGUGACACCGGACGUUGUCCUAAAUAACCUGAUGUCACUAUAGGAGCUUGUGAUUGUGAAGUUUGAAUCUGAAUGUCUUUUACUUCUCUGUUUGAAUGUUUGUAUUCCUGCGUCUUUGUU
Phragmites australis (common reed) is the source of this 725-nucleotide messenger RNA. Its product is annotated as thioredoxin H-type-like. The transcript has 3 exons. NCBI's taxonomy places the organism in Eukaryota, Viridiplantae, Streptophyta, Magnoliopsida, Poales, Poaceae. The record is from RefSeq and is a predicted model, not a curated record. The coding region runs from base 61 to 516 and encodes 151 amino acids.